AUGAAGGUCAUCUCCACGAUUACAGCUUCGCUCCUGAUUGGAUCGGUUACUGGACUACUUGGCGGCGUAGCGGUUUCCCCCGAUGGAGCUUAUCAGGACCGCCGCUUACAACAAAAGAGGUACGUGACCGGCAUUCGGCAGACCAACGACAUUAAAUCCGACGCGGACUUCAGCUACUGUGUUGGUGCGAUUUAUGUUGAAGGCCGCGACGACGGCAAUGACGGCGAGAUGAUCGAGAUCUCAAGCAUCCAUGGACACCCGAACUAUAACAAUAAAUCGUAUGUGAACAACUUUGCCGUGUUAAAGCUGGCAAAAGAAGUACAAGAUGAUAUUAAGCCAUUGAAGCUUGCGAUACCUGUCACUAAAAUCCAACCUGGAAUGUGGGGAAAGGUUAUGGGUUGGGGAUCUUCCGUCGCUUAUGGUCCGUUUUCCGAGGUGCUGCUUAAGCUUGACCAGCAGCUGAUGUCUGACGAGGAUUGUCAAAUAAGGAUCGGUAUCACCGCUUUCGAUAUGACAUACAUGUGCGCUGGUGGCGAGGCAAAUAAGUCUCCGUGCACCGGAGACGCCGGCGGCCCGCUGAUCUUCGAGAACCCCGAGGGAGACGGCGACGACGUUCUGAUUGGUUUAGUAACCAAGAGCAUGUACCCUUGCGGCGCCGAGGGAUACCCCACUCUCUACUCGCGUGUGUCGUCGGUAUAUGACUGGAUCAAGACUACCAUAAAGGCAUAA
Messenger RNA from Peronospora farinosa, 729 nucleotides. NCBI's taxonomy places the organism in Eukaryota, Oomycota, Peronosporomycetes, Peronosporales, Peronosporaceae. The record is from the annotation of a GenBank genome assembly.